AGCAGCAGCAGCAGCAAUCGGCUUCGCUGGACUGCAGAGAUUUCGGCUGACACACCUUCCAGAAAGAAGCCCGACCUCCCCAAGACUGCGCGGGAGGGACCCUGCGCCGGGCUUCCAAGUUGUCCCAAGAGCACUCCCUCCGUUCUCUUGGAGGUGAGGGCGACUUGGAGUCGUGGGAUCCUGGGAAGCCCGAACAGGCCGCUGCCUAGGCUCCCACCCGGGAGACCGCCAGCCCCACCCGGAGAGCGGGCCCUUCCCCACCCACCGCACCCCGCGCCCCUCGGCCGGGUGGCCAUGGCCGACAGCGGCGGCACGGGCAGCUCGGGGCCCUGGUGGAAAUCGCUGACCAACAGCAGGAAGAAAAGCAAGGAAGCAGUGGUGGGGACGCAGCCUCCCACGCAAGCUGCCCCGGGGGAGCCCGUGCCGCCCGCACCGCCCAGCCCCGACUGGACUAGCAGCUCCCGGGAGAAUCAGCACCCCAAUCUCCUCGGGGGGGCUGGCGACCCCCACAAGCCAGACAAGCUGUGCGGGGAGAAAUCGGGCAGCAGCCGCCGCAAUUUGAAGAUCUCGCGCUCGGGCCGCUUUAAAGAGAAGAGAAAAGUGCGCGCUACUCUGCUCCCCGAAGGAGUCAGGUCCCCGGAGGAGGCGGGCUUCCCGGGUGACCCGCAGGAGGACACGCAGUAGUCAGAGCGCUUCCGGGACUGUGUCUCUUCCCACCACUCCUCCCUACCCCCAGUUCUAAACCCCAGAGUUCUGGCUCACCCUAGUACCUGGUGUCUCAUCCUGCCAACUUCAGAGUAUUUCAAACAAGGCCUCCCCGAUUUUCUUUUUCCUGGAAAUCGACCGAGUUGUCAAUAUUUCAUGACUCAAGGAGGCACUGAGUAUUUCUCUGUGGUAAGAGAAGAUACCUGCUACAGAGGAAGUUGGUAUAAUUAUUUUUUCCCAAAAGUUCUCCAGUGACCUCCACCCCUUGGGCCACCUGGGGAGUGAGAAGGGUACUUCUCUGAGUUCGCAGCCCAACAGGGACUGCACAGCCCCUCAGAGGAGGAAGCCGGAAGCCCUGCUCUGAUUCAGGACUUGCUGUUGGAAAGCAAAUUAACGCCAGAGAAAUGCACUUUAGAUGUACUUCUUAGAUGUACUUCGGUAGACACAGACCUUACACGAAAGAGGGCAGGAAACCUUAGAUAGAAGCAUUUUAAGUAAGACAAGAUUGCUUUUAAUGUGGAACUACAAAACUGUACUGCCUAUUUUAGUGUGGACUAUUAAAAUUGUUACACUGUAAAACUUAA
Messenger RNA from Neogale vison (American mink), 1289 nucleotides. RefSeq names its product proline rich 15 (gene PRR15). Bases 295 to 684 code for a protein of 129 amino acids. The record is from RefSeq and is a predicted model, not a curated record. NCBI's taxonomy places the organism in Eukaryota, Metazoa, Chordata, Mammalia, Carnivora, Mustelidae. The transcript has 2 exons.